This is a messenger RNA of Arachis stenosperma, 2910 nucleotides long. Its product is annotated as disease resistance protein RPP13-like. Gene Ontology annotation, biological process: defense response to other organism. The transcript has 2 exons. Gene Ontology annotation, molecular function: protein binding; ADP binding. Lineage: Eukaryota; Viridiplantae; Streptophyta; Magnoliopsida; Fabales; Fabaceae. The coding region runs from base 1 to 810 and encodes 269 amino acids. The record is from RefSeq and is a predicted model, not a curated record.
AUGCAAAGGCGGAGAUGGAGGCAGAGCAGAAAAGAGUGGGUUGCUCAAAUCAGACAAGUUUCCAUCCGCAUUCAAGAUGUGAUCGACCUUUACUUGUACAAGGUGGCCAACAAUGAUGAUGACGACCACCACAAUCCCCGCCGUGGACGGCGAAACGCCGUUGCUGGGGUUCUGUGCAAAAUUUGUGAUUUGCUCAAAAAUUGUGUACCCCGGCAUGAGAUUGCAUCUGAGAUUAGCGAAAUCAGGGAGUCAAUAAACAGACUCAAGGAAGCAAGACAAUUGUACGGCGACUCCAAUGCUGGUGCAGAAUCAAGCGGCGGUCGCAGUUCAUCACCGCAACGGCAUUACCUUGGACUGCGAGCCAAUUUUGCAGAGGAAGAAGAGCUUGUGGGGAUUGAACAUGCCAAGAAAGAGCUCAACAACUGGCUCUCAGAAGGCGCUGCUGCUCGCACAGUCAUCGCUGUGGUUGGCGAAGGCGGACUUGGUAAAACAACUCUGGUGAAAAAUGUAUACAAGCAAGAACAACAAAAGCACCGUUUUGAUUGUUAUGGGUGGGUGGAUGUAUCUCGCUCACUCAAAGGAGUGCAGUUGUUCAAGACUUUGCUGCGGAGCUUUCAUGAUAUGAAAGGACGCAAUGUGGACAAGAACCUUCAUGCUUUGAUUGAAGAUACAAGAAAAUACUUGGAAGGAAAGAAGUACUUAAUAGUACUUGAUGAUGUUUGGGAAACAGAGCUAUGGGGAGUUGUGGAAUUGGCAUUACCGAAAAAUAAUGGAAUGAUAAUGAUUACAACAAGAGAUACGGGUUGCUGAUUCUUGCAAAGUGUCAGCAAAAGUUCAUACCUACCCACUGAAGCCUCUAGAAUUCAAAAAUGCCUUGAAAUUCUUCCAUUCGAAGGCAUUUCAAUCUGGUUCCAAGAAUCCCUCUCAAGAGUUGAUGAAACUAUCCGAAGGGUUCACAAAAAAGUGCGAUGGUGUGCCACUUGCAAUUGUGGCUAUAGCAUCUCUUCUGUCAACCAAGAAAGAAAGAGUCUCAGAAUGGAAGGCGGUGUACAACAGUCUUCAAUCAAAGCUUGCAAGCGAUUCUCAUCUUAAAGGUUACUAUCAGGCACUGUCAGAAAGCUAUCAGGAUCUUAGUUACCACCUCAAGUCAUGUCUCUUGUACUUUGGCCUUUUUCCCGAACAAUACGCAAUCAAUUGCGUAAGGCUCGUCAAUUUGUGGAUAGCUGAAGGGUUUGUAGACCAAAGUCAACGAGCAGUUGGAGAAGAGUACUUAGCUGAGCUCAUUGCUAGGAGCUUGGUUAAGGUAGCUUAUGUGAACACUUACGGCAGAGUUAGAAAGUGUAGAGUUCAUGAUUUGAUGCAUGACUUAAUUGUGAAGAAAUGUGAAGAGUUGAACUUCUGCCAAGUGAAGAAAGGUAACCCGUUUUGUUUUGAUAAAUGGAGUAGACGUUUAUCAAUUGGCACAAAUGUUGUUUUUGCUGAUCUGAGAAUAAGUGCUGAUAGAAACCAAUGUAGCUUGUUGCGUUCUUUCCUUCUUUAUGAUAUUAUAGAUGAGGAAGAAAUGAUAAACACUUUUGUGAACUCACUUUUCUCUAAUUUCAAGCUCUUGGUGACACUGGACUUUGAAAACAUACGACUUGGUCAUCUUCCAGAAACAAUUGGAAACUUUGUCCACUUGAAAUACCUAAAUUUAAGACGUACCAACAUUGAGAGCAUCCCCAAAUCCAUCGGAAAGCUCCGAAACCUGGAGACUCUUGACCUAAAAUGGACCAAUGUGAGUGAUCUUCCGGUGGAGAUUUACUCACUUACAAAGCUGUGUUAUCUUAAUGUGCGUACGAAAGUGUGGGAAGGUGUGAAAUUAAAGAGAGGGAUUGCAAAUUUAACGGCCCUACAAAAAUUAGCCUUGGUUGAUGCAAGUGAUAAUGUUGGGGAACUAAAGAAUUUGAAGCAAUUGAGGAGUUUGAAGAUCAAAAAUGUUGUUGGAAAGGAUGGAAUGUGGUUGUGCAAUGCUAUAGAGAGCAUGACCAACCUAUGCUCAUUGACGAUAAGUGCCAAAAACAAUGAAAUUCUUGAAUUGGAGUCAUUAACUAGUCCUCCUCUACACCUUGAGCGUCUUUACUUAUCUGCAGGUUCUUUAGAGAAAAAGGUGCCAGAUUGGAUUUUUAGACUCAAAAAUCUAAUCAGGUUGGAGUUGGGAGGGUUUAAAUUCACACAAGACGAAUUGUGUCUUGUAGGGUGCUACUUGCCAGAAUUGAUGCGACUUUAUGUCAGGCAAUUCGAGGGUGAUGAAUUAAACAUCCAAAAGGAGUGGUUCCGAAAACUACGAUCAUUCACCCUAAUGGAUGUGGGUUCAACAUUGAAAGCUAUUAGAAUAGAUGCAGGAUCACUACCUUGCCUCCAAUAUUUCUCCCUCCCACUUUGGCUUUGGCAUCUGAAUCCAAAAGUAGUACAAGUGCCAGGUCAUGUUCGGAAACUCAUGCCUAAAAAAGGACAAGUACUGAGAAACUACGCAAAGACUAAGCGUGAGAAACAGAAACUAUAAGAGACCGAGAUUGAAAUAUAUUUCAGUAUUGUGUUUGGUGUAAUGGGAGAUAAAAAUUGAAACAAAAAUGAAACUCUAAUUUAAUUUGUAUAAAGUAUAAAAUUAGUAUUAAUCAAUUAAAAUAAAAUUAUUUUAGAUAUAAAAUGUUAUUAAAGUUUCAAUCUCCAUCUCUAAAAAUUUUAGUUUUCUGUGUCCCUACUUUUUAGAAGUACUGAAAUACUGAAAUUUUAGAGACAGAGACAAAAAUUUUAGUAUCAGUCUCUAAACCAACAAACACAAUAUUAAGUCUCAGUCUUUCGAUCUCUAUCUCAAUACCUCAAAACAAACGCUACCAUAUAGUUAUAUACUAUAUAGACUAUAGAGCACCC